GGAGCCGGCCCGGAGUCUCAGGCAGAAGGUGGAACGGCUGACGUGGGCGCGUCUCGGUGGCUGUGGACCGGUUUGGCCCGUCUGUGGAGAGCCCGGCGUUCCUCCUUGGAGCCCCCUUCUCCCAGAAAACUUUACCCGAAGUGAGAGAGGGUGGACGCCAGUUCACCAUUUAGGGCAUCUAAGAAUAAUGCUAUAAUAAACAUUCUUCUACCUGGACCUUAAUGCAAAGAUACUGACGUUUCCAAGACACCAAGAUACAAGAUAUAUACACAUACAUAUAUGCUUUGGAGUCCUAGGAGAAUUGUGGAUUCAAAGACCUGUAAUGGCCAAAUACUACAGUGAAGUUCAAAGUUUGCAGCAGGAUGACUCAGUUAUAGAAGGAGUAAGUGACCAAGUACUUGUGGCAGUGGUGGUCAGCUUUGCUUUGAUCGCUACUCUCCUGUAUGCACUUCUCAGAAAUGUACAGCAGAACAUUCAUCCGGAAAACCAAGAGCUAGUCCGCGUGCUUCGAGAACAACUGCAAACAGAGCAGGAUGUCCCUGCUCCUGCUCGGCAGCAGUUCUACACGGAAAUGUACUGUCCAAUCUGCUUACAUCAAGCCUCCUUUCCCGUUGAAACAAACUGUGGACAUCUCUUUUGUGGUUCCUGCAUAAUUGCAUACUGGCGAUACGGGUCCUGGCUUGGUGCAAUCAGUUGUCCUAUCUGUAGACAAACGGUAACUCUGCUCCUAACAGUGUUUGGUGAAGAUGAUCAAUCUCAGGAUGUUGUAAGAUUGCGUCAAGAUGUUAAUGAUUAUAACCGGAGAUUCUCAGGGCAGCCUAGAUCUAUUAUGGAAAGAAUCAUGGAUCUCCCCACCUUGCUGAGACAUGCAUUCAGGGAAGUGUUUUCAGUUGGGGGUCUCUUCUGGAUGUUCCGCAUUAGGAUAAUGCUCUGUUUGAUGGGAGCUUUUUUCUAUCUCAUAUCACCUCUAGAUUUUGUACCUGAAGCCUUGUUUGGCAUUCUGGGCUUUCUAGAUGACUUCUUUGUUAUCUUUUUGUUGCUUAUUUACAUCUCUAUUAUGUAUCGAGAAGUGAUAACCCAAAGACUAACUCGAUGAGAAACAUUAGUUUACUAGAGUAUCUGAGCUUAUACAUAAAACCAAACAAAAGGAUCCAUGGCAGUAUCAAUCACCCAAGUACCAUUUUACACACCGAAAAUAUUUGGUUAUCAUUUGACAAAUGCGUAAGAAUAUACAACUGGAACAUUUACAUACUACAGCUUCUGUUGACAUCAGAUGUAUAGUGAUCUACAGGUUUAUCUCGAUUCUGUGUUGUCUGUAAAAAAGUAUGAAACCAAUUGAAAAGGGA
This is a messenger RNA of Grammomys surdaster, 1346 nucleotides long. It is a transcript of the gene Rnf170, whose product is annotated as ring finger protein 170. The record is from RefSeq and is a predicted model, not a curated record. Lineage: Eukaryota; Metazoa; Chordata; Mammalia; Rodentia; Muridae. Gene Ontology annotation, molecular function: ubiquitin protein ligase activity. The transcript is spliced from 8 exons. The coding region runs from base 323 to 1096 and encodes 257 amino acids.